CUAGAUUUUGCAGAAAGAUAACAAUUUGCACCAUGUGCAAGUGAUAGCCAGCUAAAAUGAUCCCUAUUAUAACUUGACACGUACCUGCAACAUAGAGCUAGAGGCCGAGGAGAAGCAUUGGAGCACAGCAAGAACACUGUGUGCAUUGUGAGCUAAAGGGAGCAGCACCCUACCUGGUCCAGUGCUGCAGGAUUGAGCUCAGUAUUCCAAACUGAACCACCACCCCCUUUCAUGAUAGAGCCUCAAAAUGUCAGGGGACUCUAGAAAAGACUUUAUACUAGCUACAAUUUCUAAUUUCUUUGGUUAUGCAAGUAGCGAUGGUGCAAUUUCUCACAUUGUCGACUCUAAGGAGCUCAACAACUUUCUGGAUGAUGGUAACUGUAUGGUGUUGGCCACUCAUGCUGAGCUAACACAAGACGUUCGUCUCAUUCAAGUCUAUAACUCCAUUGAAUCUGAGGGCACAUCCGAUAAUUGGCUCGUUUUCUUCAAGCUCCAACCCACUGUAAUUGUACCCGAUAAUGUCCACACAAACAUAUUCGUUUCCACAAUGCUGGACUCUCCAGUUGACACUCUCUAUCAUUCUGUUCAGAAGGUCUUUGCCCCGAUUUUACUCAAGGAUGCAAAAUGGAGCAAGAAAUUGGACCCCAAAAUUCAGAUGCUGCUCACUGAACUAGAGGCUGGUUUGGGGAGCACACUGCGUCAAUUUGGGAAGGGUGGGAUUGAGCUGGACAGGAGUUACUCAUUUGAUUCCAACCUGGCAGGAAUUCUAACCCCUUCAGAUGAAUUUCAGUACUGGUCAGAAGCAAGCAAUUCAAGUUCUAAACUCACCUCUCGUGAGCGCGCUCAGUUUUUUCAAGAAAUGUUUCAACCGAUUCUCACUAACUUUGCUAACCUCAACUCAUUAUCGUUUGCAGACUGUCUGGAACUAGUUGAGAUCACACAAGACACACUCGACGACCUCUGGAAGCAAUCAGAUCACUCUCCAGCUUAUCCUGAGGAGCGAAUGAAACAUCUUCUCGAGAUUAUCAGCAAUUCUUUCGGUCGUUUUGCUCAGCACAAGUUAGCCAGUUUGGACAUCUGGGGUGGUGCUUUCAGUCAGGUCAGGACCAGCCUUCAAGAUGGGCUCACACUCUGUGAAAAAUGGGCAUCGGCUAGUGAGCUGCUCACUGCACAGUUUUGGAAGCAGUACCCUCUCCAUCAGUGGAAGGGGGCUGUGUUUGUGUCCACCACUCUCUCUCAACUUAUUCAGCGAUUUGAAGAAGUGCUGAGUCUACGAUCUCUCCAUGAGCAACUCCUGAAGCUACUCUCUCCCUCUGAGCAGCAGGAACUCAGUCUGGCCACUUCAUUUACACCUUUCACAGGCCUCCAGCCACUCCAGCACAACCCAUACACAGAGCCCCUGUGGAAGUCAGCAAUGGCUCAGUACGAGAGGGGGAUAAGUCCUGCAGAGCUGAGAAUAGCCAAUAAACUGAGGGGUAAGUUUCGACAGUUGGAAGCUCAACCUCAUCAGCUGCUCAGGGAGUUCCAGAGAUACAAGGAGCUGGUCAAGAGAGCCAGCAUCAGCAAAGAAUUAGUCCCUGAAAGGGAGACUCUCCUCGGGCAAUUGACUGGCUAUGUCCGUUCAAUUCGAGAUGAAUUUUCUACCAAAUCUGCCAGUUCAUCAAACAUAGCCUCGGGCCACGAACAACAGGUCCAACCCUCGGGCAAGAACUUACCAAGAGUGGUGAAUAGCGUAGUGUGGACGAGGCAGCUUGGAGCAAAGAUCUCAGAUACUCUCUCUACAGCAGAGGCUUUGCUCGGUGAUCUCUCAGGCUUUCAAAAGUUCAAAGCUGAGACUAGCGGCUUUAGAGAGGAACUGAAAGACUUUCAACGAGAGCAAUUUGACAGUUGGUCCAGACAGGUUUUGGUAUCUAUAGAUCACCCUUCAGAACCUUUAAGUCUUGAGACUAGUGGACGGUUAAUGGAGCUGAGCCACAAGGACGGUAAACUAAGAGUCCAUUACAGUGACAAGCUGGUGACGUUAUUGAGAGAAGUGAGGCAGCUUGCAGCAUUUGGAUUCUCAAUCCCCUCCAAGAUUCAACAUGUCUCCAAUUCUGCACAAAAGUUCUACAAGCAUGGAGUUAUUCUAAAGCAGGUUGCUCACUUCUACAACACUAUUGACCGGCAGAUGAUACCUAGCCAGCAAGCAAUGAUGUUGGAAGCAGCAUUGGCAUUUGAGCAUAUUAUUAAAAAUCCGAAAGCUGGAGUGAAGAAUGGAAAUGAGGAUGGAGUUCAAAUCACAUGGGAUAGUCCUCGUGAGUUAGAAGAUUACAUCACCAAACUACAAUCUGCUGCAGACAGACUUACAUCAGAAAACAGAAGGCUAAGAAAGUGCCAUGGGACUCUUGUGGAGAAGUGUGUACAUUUGAUGAGUGUAGACCUGUUGAGACAGCAGCAACGUUGGAAGCACUCUCUGAUGGAGAUUCGUCAUAUGAUGGCCUCUCUGGUCCAGGAGGGUUUCAACCCAGGCAACAUGCGACCAUGGAGGCUCCAUUGGGACCACCAAUUGUACAAAGCCUUGGAGCAUCAGUACCAGUUGGGAUUGGAAUCUCUCAAUGAGAACCUGCCGGAGAUUAAAAUAGAGUUAGUGUACAGACAUCAACAGCUUCAGUUUAGGCCCACUCUAGAGGAAGUGAGGGCCAAAUACUACCGAGAGAUGAAGAAGUUUAUUUGUAUCCCCCUGCACUUUCGUGGUGUGGGUGAAAGUGCUUCUGCCUCUGUCACUAUCUUUCCCAGAAUGAUAAGCAGAAAUGCAGCAGGGUUCAGUGUUGUAUACAAGAAGGCGGAGCAGUUGUUCCAGCGUCUGCGACAGGCUAAAAUGUUGUUCAUGGACUGGGUGGUUCUGGGCUCAGUGGACCUGGACUCCUUGGUAGACCAGCACUGUCUGCAAGUCCCUGACUGGGAGAGAAACUUUAGAGCACUCAAGGCAAAAGGAAGAGAGGCAGAGAAACUACCAAACACUAUACACAUUGACUGUAUAACUGUGUCUACACUGCCAGUGAAGUCCACCAUUGAUGAUCACAUCCAGCAGCUCUUUGAUGCUCUUCUCUCCUCUCUCAGGAGAUCCAUAUCAUCUCACCUGCAGACAAUUGAUGUGUUUCUAACUGAGGCCAAAGAGUCACUGUCUGUGAGGCCACAGAGUGUGGAGGAGAUAGGUCAGGUGACUCAGAAACAGGCUGAGCUAAGUAGGAGGAUACCAGAGGUAGAGCCUCUCUUCUUGGAAGCUGAGCGUAAGAACAAGCUGCUUCGCUCAGUGGCUGGGGGAGGAGUGGAACAACUGAGUGAGCUGAAGACCAGAUGGGACAAGUUUGAAAUUAUGAUGGAGAGUCACCAAAUGAUGAUCAAAGAUCAGGUUAAGGUGAUGAGCUCCAAGGUGGAAUCAGAAGUGAAUGUCUACACUCAAGAGUUGGACAAGUUUACAGCUCGGUGGGAUCAGCUGAAGCCUCGUGAUGAGAUGAUGGAUGGAGACAAACACACAGCAGCCAACGCUCUGGCGUCACUCAGGGAGAGGAGGGCAGAGUUUGAUGAGCUCGUCAAAUCUGCAGACAGGCUUAGGAGUGACUGUGAGCACUUUGGUAUCCCACCACCAGAGUUUCCUCAGAUUGAGGAGCUACAGGCUGACAUAGGAAAGCACGAAACAGUGUGGUCAUUUUAUGAGGAAUUCUCUAAUGGACUAGAUGCACUAUGCAGUGAAGAUUGGAUCUCAUUCAGGAGCCGAACGUAUCAGUUUGAGGAGUUUUUGCUCACUUGGGAGGAUAAACUAAAAGCUACUCAUGCGGCUGGUCAUCAGUCCACCAUUACUGUCAGACUGCAGCAAGAAGUAGACAACUUUCAUUCCUUGCUGCCCCUACUCAAGUAUGUGCGUGGUGAGGUUCUCUCUCAGGACCACUGGCACGAGUUGUUCAGAAUGCUCGGCAUGCCACGGGGAACCACAUUGGAGAAGCUGUCAUUUGGGGACAUAGUAGCAGUCAGUCCUGCCAUUAUUAAUAACUCUGACGGGCUUAAAGAGUUGUACAGUCGUGCUCAGGGAGAGGUGUCUAUCCGAGAAGCACUACGAGAGCUGGAGCUGUGGGGGGCAGCUGCUACCUUUAAUCUCACUGCCUACUCCGACUCUGCUAGAAAAGAACUCACAAUUAUAAAGGACUGGAAAGAGCUGGUCAAUGAGGUUGGUGACAAUCAGUGCCUACUUCAGUCACUAAAAGACUCACCCUAUUUUGCUGGUUAUGCUGACAAAGCUACUCUUUGGGAGACUAGACUAGCAGAGCUUGAUGAGUACCUGCACAACAUGAAUCAAAUACAGCGUCGUUGGGUUUAUCUCGAGCCCAUAUUUGGGCACGGAGCAUUGCCUAAAGAGCAGGCUCGCUUUAAACGAGUUGACGGGGAAUUCAGAUCAAUCAUGAUGGAUGUGAAUAAAGACACGAGGAUCCUGUCUCUGUUGAAUCACACUGGACUGAAGCAAACACUAGUCACACUGUUGGAUCAGCUGGGGAGGUGCCAGAAAGCACUCAAUGAGUUCCUAGAGGAAAAGCGUGCUAUAUUCCCUCGAUUCUACUUCAUUGGAGACGAUGAUCUAUUGGAGAUUCUUGGGCAGGCGACCAACCCGGUUGUGAUCCAGUCUCAUCUCAAGAAGUUGUUUGCCGGUAUCCACACUGUCAAGUUCAAUUCUGACGAGACUGAGAUUAUUGCAAUGAGAUCUCUUGAAGGAGAAGUGGUUCCUCUUACUGCCAGCGUGCCCAUCUCCUCUGAUGUGGAGGUGUGGCUGGGAAAGCUCUCUGAUGAGAUGCAGCGAACACUACAGGAGCUGUUGGUGCAGUGUCUACAAGAGGGGAGGUCAGGACAGAGUGGGACCAACCCCUCCAAGUACCCCUCACAGGUGCUCUGUCUGGCUGAGCAGGUGCUCUUCACUGAGCGUUGUGAGCAGGCCAUACUGACCGACUCGCUGAGCGAGUUUGCCAUUGAACUGGAGGCACAGCUGGACAGUUAUACCAACUCUGAUAUCCAGCCCACUAGUGGUGGAGACUCCUCCUCGAGGGUCCUGGUGCUGAAGUUGAAGGCACUCAUUCUGGACACCAUUCACAACAUGGACGUGGUGACUAGCUUGGUGGGGAGCAGGGUGAAGUCUGUAGACAACUGGCUCUGGCAGAAACAGCUCAGGUGCUAUCUCGUAAAUGGUCUAUGCAUGCUGCGAAUGGUGGAUGCAGAGUUCUCGUACACGUACGAGUACCAAGGCAACGCUCCCAAACUGGUGCACACGCCUCUCACAGACAAGUGCUAUCUCACACUGACACAAGCCAUGCAUCUCGGACUAGGAGGCAACCCGUACGGCCCAGCGGGUACUGGCAAGACAGAGUCAGUGAAGGCACUAGGGGGCCUGUUCGGGAGACAAGUGCUUGUGUUCAACUGCGAUGAGGGCAUUGAUGUCAAGUCAAUGGGUCGUAUCUUCAUUGGCCUAGUCAAGUGUGGAGCCUGGGGUUGCUUUGAUGAGUUUAACCGUCUAGAGGAGGCUGUCCUCUCAGCUGUCUCCAUGCAGAUCCAGACCAUCCAGGUGGCCCUCAGAGCACGCUCACCUCAGUGUGAUCUCCUGGACAGACAGGUUGAUCUGGACCCCAAUGCCGGUAUAUUCAUCACUAUGAACCCAGCUGGCAAGGGUUACGGCGGUCGACAGAAAUUGCCCGAUAACUUGAAACAGCUCUUCCGUCCUGUGGCCAUGUCCAAACCUGACAACGAGCAGAUUGCUGAAGUGAUCCUCUUCUCUGAGGGAUUCAAGGAGGCCAAGGCCAUUGGAAGGAAGCUGGUGGCUGUCUUCAACUUGUCGAAGGAACUGCUGUCCCCCCAGCAACACUAUGACUGGGGCCUGAGGGCUCUCAAAACUGUGCUCAAGGGUUGUGGCUCCCUACUAGCCAAGGAGAAGGGACUCGCCCAGGACAGGAAAGUUUCCCCUUCUGUCGAGAGCCAGCUGGUGGUGCAAGCCUUGAGACUCAACACCCUGUCAAAGUUAACGUUUGCAGACAGCAAGAGAUUCGACAGUCUUGUCCAGGACGUUUUCACGGGAGUGCCCUUCAAGGACCUGGAGUACAUAGAGUUGGAGAGUGCCCUCAGAGAAGCUUGUCAGGAGGCCAACCUCAUGAUCAUAGAGUCACAGAUUCGUAAGGCGUUGGAGCUCCACGAGCAGAUGAAGCAGCGGAUGGGUGUGGUGAUUGUGGGGCCCUCUGGGUCGGGUAAGAGCUCAGUGUGGAAGCUGCUCAAGUUAGCUCUGGCUAAGAGAGGGCAGGCUGUGGUCGAGUAUGCCAUGAACCCUAAAGCAAUGCCUCGAACUCAGCUGCUGGGUCAUAUUGACAUCGACACUCGAGAGUGGACGGAUGGUGUGCUCACGUACAGUGCCCGUCAGGUUGUCAAAGAGACAGAGGAGGUGCAGUCCUGGAUAGUCUGUGAUGGGGACAUUGAUCCGGAGUGGAUAGAGUCUCUCAACUCUGUCCUAGAUGACAACAGGCUCCUCACAAUGCCAAGUGGUGAGAGGAUUCAGUUUGGGCCAAAUGUUAACUUUCUGUUUGAGUCACAUGAUCUGUCAUGUGCCUCUCCGGCUACCAUCUCCAGAAUGGGAAUGAUCUUCCUCAGUGAUGAAGACACAGACAUCAAGGCCCUGGUGUUGGCUUGGCUUAAGGCCACGCCCUCCUUCACUCAGGAUCAGGAACACGCUAGACUUGAGGGCUGGCUUGAAGACUACUUCUACUCCUCCCUCUCCUGGGUCAUGAAGGCCAAUGACUUUGUUAUUGAUACCACUUUAGUGGGCGUGGCUCUCAAUGGACUGUCUCAUUUGGUGGGCGUGUCGUGUAAGGCAGAGUUUGUGUGUGCUCUGUCCCGGGGCCUCGGCGGCAAUUUGCAGCCUGCAACGAGGGAGGCAUUCACGAAGGACUUGUUUCAGAGAGCUCAUGAGGUAGCGCCAGAUUCAAGGAGACUCUUGGAUACGUUUUACGACAGGACAUCGGGCAGACUGUCCACCCAUCAGUUGGAGAUCCCUGACAAUCUGAGUGUGUCCAACAUUGUGAAUGGGCAGUUGCCUGUGAUCCUCACACCAGAUGUGCAGAGGAACCUGGCCAUGCUCACACCUUGGUUGAGCGGAGACAGCAAGCAACCAUUCAUUAUUGUAGGGCCUGAGGGAUGUGGGAAAGAGCUGUUGCUCAGGCACAGCUUUGAGCAGCUACGCUCUGUACAUGUGGCUAUCAUCCAUUGUAGUGCACAGACUGCAGCCAAGCACAUUAUGCAGAAGCUCUCUCAGGUGUGUUUGAUUAUCUCCACAAACACUGGGAAGGUUUAUCGACCAAAGGACUCAGAGAGACUUAUCCUCUACCUCAAGGAUGUCAACCUCCCCAAACCAGACAAGUGGGGGACCAGUCAGCUCAUUGCAUUCCUACAGCAGGUGCUGACCUAUCAUGGAUUCUAUGAUAACAACCUUGAGUGGGUGGGGCUAGAGGGAGUACAGAUUGUGGCCUCCAUGAACGGAGGGUCUACCCUCGGCAGACACGCCCUUUCUACCAGGUUCACUUCCAUCGUACGAAUCUGCUGUGUCGGCUACCCAGACACAGAUCAGCUACAGACCAUCUACAGCACUCUCCUCAGCCCUGUUCUCCAACAGACCCUCUCCUCUCACCCUGUCUGGGGCUCCACUGCACGAGUAUUCACUCUGAGCAGCUCAAUGGUGCAGGUCUACGAACAGGUUCGUAAGCACUUCACAGUGGACGACCACUCUCACUAUCUGUUCACUCCUCGUGACCUCACUCGGUGGGUCCUUGGCCUCCUACGCUAUCCUCUCUCCGACCAAUCAAAUUCUCAGAAUCAAGUCUUGGAGGCAUGGUCCUACGAAGCUAGAAGACUCUUCAGGGACAAGCUUAUUGGUGACAGUGCUCUCGAUCAAUUUGAUGCAAUUUUGAAUUCUGUGUUGCGAUCUGACUGGUCUACGGAUAUGGUCAGUAUUGAUCAGGGAGAUGGCGCUUUGUACGUAACAUGGGGCAGCACCUCCUCAGCUAACUCAGAGGUGAAAGGUUAUAGCUCUAAAAUUGGACGGAGCCUUGGGAGACUGUCUGGACCCGACAUGCAAGAAGUGGUGGCUAAAGCUAUGAUUACCUAUGGUAGAGAGCAUCAUGAAAUGGACAUUCUGCUGUUCCACGAACUGUUGGAUCACAUUGCCCGAGUGGAUCGUGUUCUUACCUCCCCUGGUGGGUCACUGCUUUUGAGUGGGCGGAGUGGGGUGGGUCGAAGUACAGCUGUCUCAUUAGUCGCUCACAUGCAUCAGAUGGAGAUUGUCACACCUCAUAUCUCGAGAGCUUACUCACUCAAACAUUUCAAGACUGACCUCAAAACGGUUAUGCAGCAAACUGGCAUCGACGGUAAAGAAAUCAUCUUUGUUCUCGAAGACUACCAAUUUAUCGACCCAGUUUUUCUCGAACUUGUUAACAGCCUUCUCAGUGCUGGGGAAAUCCCUGGCUUGUACACUACAGAGGAAAUUGAACCUCUCCUGGCCCCCCUCAGGGAUCUCAUGUCACAGGAAGGAAUCAGAGGAUUGCUGUUUUCAUUCUUUGCCUCUCGAAUACAGGCCAACCUCCAUGUUGUACUAGUAAUGGAUUCUACAGCACCUACAUUCACAGCUUAUUGCGAGUCCAAUCCUGCGUUCUACACAAACUGUUCCUUCCAGUCGAUGCAAGGAUGGUCCAAACAGAGCAUGCUCAAGAUACCACAGCUGUUCCUCAGUGGAGGGCAUUUACAUCGCAAAACCGACCACGGAACAUUAAGACCGCUCACCGGCGGAGACGAUCUUGUAAAGGCGUUUCUACACAUACACAAUUCUUGUUUUCAGUACGGAGCAACAUCACGCAAGUACAUAACUUUCCUCAAAACCUACAAGAGGGUCUAUCAAAGUAGAAAAGAGAACAUACAGAAACAGCAAAGUCACUUGCAGGCAGGGCUUUCCAAGCUGAACGAAGCCACAUCACUUGUAGAUCAUCUUAAAAGAAAAGCUGCCACCCAACGAACUUUACUUGCCGAGAAACAAACUGAAGCUGAUGCCGCUCUACGAGACAUCACGUCCAGUAUGCAACUAGCCACUGAGCAGAAAAGUGAAGUUGAGAUCUUAAAGCAGAAACAAUCUGAAGAAAGGUUAAAGCUUGAGAAGAGAAAGAAAGCUAUCGACAUUGAACUGUCUGAAAUCGAGCCACUUGUACAGGAGGCAAAGAAAGCAGUGAGUAGCAUCAAACCAGAGACUCUAUCCGAGGUACGGGCACUCAGAGCCCCACCAGACACUAUUCGAGACAUUUUGGAAGGGGUGCUAAGAAUUAUGGGCAUCUAUGACACAUCCUGGGCCAGUAUGAGGAGCUUCCUGGCACAGAGGGGAGUCAAAGAAGAUAUCCAAACAUUCGAUGCUCGUAAAAUUAGCCCAGAGAUUCGUGAAAGUGUUCAGGAGCUGCUUCAAAAGAACAAGAGGUCAUUCGAUCCAAAAGUCGCCAAAAAGGCUAGUGUAGCGGUUGCCCCACUUGCAUCGUGGGUAGUAGCAAACAUUCGUUUUUCGUACGUGUUGGAGAAGAUCGAACCACUAGAAAGGGAACAAUCUGGUCUACAACAGAACCUUGACAAAUCGGAGAAGAAGCUAGACAAGUUGGGGAAAGCACUGUCGACCCUUGAUCAAAAGGUCAAAGACAUGAGAGAUCGGUUUGAAUUGCUGACAACAGAGGCCGCAAAGCUCAAGAUCGAACUCGAGAAAGAAGAAGAGACAAUCGUAGCUGCUGAAAACCUUGUUGGAAAGUUAAAAGGGGAGCACAAAAGAUGGUCUGAUCAAAUAAGCAAACUGUCAGAAGAGUUGGAACAUUUGCCUCAGAGGACAAUACUAGCAUCAGGCUUUAUCACUUAUCUUGGUCAAGCCCCAGAAGAUGAAAGAAGGCUAAUGCUUUCAGAUUGGCUGCAAUUUGUUGGCCUCGAGACUUUUGAUUUGAGGCAAUUUCUGAGCUCAGAGAGUGAGCAACUCGUGUGGAAGGGUGAAGGCCUACCUUCAGAUGAACUGAGUAUGGAGAACGCACUUGUGAUAUUACAGGGGGAGCAGUGUCCAUUCCUUAUCGACCCUUCACAAAGAGCCACCGAGUGGCUGAAGACACAUUUGAAAGAGUCCCGUCUAGAGGUUGUCAAUCAGCAAGAUUCGAAUUUCACGACUGCACUCGAAUUGGCCGUUCGUUUUGGAAAAACACUUAUCAUACAGGAAGUGGACAAAGUUGAACCUCUUUUGUACCCUCUAUUACGAAAAGAUCUUAUAAGCCAGGGACCAAGAUUUGUUAUUCAACUCGGAGAUAAAAUGAUUGAUUACAAUGAAAGCUUCAAACUGUACCUCACUACACGCAACCCACUCCCUGACAUCACACCAGAUGCUGGGGGGAUAAUCACCAAGGUUAACUUCACCACAACUAGAGCAGGCCUGGCUGCACAGCUUCUGGCAGCUACUAUCAAUAACGAGAAACCUCAACUGGAAACAAGAAAGACUGAGCUUCUCAAAACUGAAGAGGAUUUAAAAGUACAACUUUCUGGUCUAGAAGAAUCGUUGCUCCAAGAGCUUGCGACGGCUGAGGGAAAUAUUCUCGAAAAUAAAGUUCUAUUGGAAUCCCUCAACCAAACAAAGUCAAAAAGCGUGACUAUCACUGAGUCGUUAUCAGAAUCUGUAGAGCUACAAGCUUCUCUGGACCAAGAAAGAGACAGUUUCUUGCCAUUGGCCGAGUAUGGAAGUACCCUGUUCUUUGUUAUCAGUGACCUGUGUAAACACAAUAAUAUGUACCGAUUCAGCCUCGCCUCCUUCCUCAGACUAUUCCAACGUGCCUUUCAAAACAAACAAGACUCAGGGAACAUUGAGCUCCGUAUUCGUGCUCUCAAAAACACUCUACAGUCUCUUGUCUACGAGUAUGUUUGUCGCUCGCUAUUUAAAGCCGAUCGUCUGAUGUUUGCCCUACACAUGGUCCAUGGUAUGCAUCCCACACUGUUCCAGGAAAAUGAAUGGGAAGCUUUCAUUGGACAGCUAGUUGGAUCGACUGCCCUGAGAAGACAAGAAUCAGCAAGAGAGUCAACUCCUUCUUGGGCCAAUCCUGAGAGAGCCUCUGCUAUUAGUAUGCUGAAAACCAACUUCCCUACUCUGUACAGUACUUUGGAGUUAAAGAAUUCGGACGUGUGGUCUAGGUUUGCUCGCAGCUCCCAGUGUGAACAAGAGUUCCCUCCUGGUGUGUUGAAGAAGAUUACUUCAUUCCAACAGCUACUUAUCAUACAAACAUUUAGACCAGAUCGACUACAAUCAGCUAUGGAGCAGUUUGCCACAAGAUCUCUGGGACUGAAGGAGCUCUCUCCCUCUACACUUAACUUCAAGCGAUUGUUUUCAGCGGAUACCUUACCGGCUGAGCCCAUUCUAGUGGUGAUCUCUCCUGGAGCAGACCCUUCUCAAGAGAUUCAAGAGCUAGCAGAAACUACUGUGGGUGGUGAGUGUUUCCAUCAAGUAGCCAUGGGUCAAGGACAAGCCUCCAUUGCACUACAGCUCUUGCGUGACUGUGCUCUCAAUGGAGAGUGGCUCUGUUUGAAGAACCUUCAUCUUGUCGUUUCCUGGCUCCCUACCCUCGAAAAAGAAUUGAACUCUUUGGAACCACACGACAAUUUCCGUCUCUGGCUAACUACCGAAUCACACCCAAAGUUUCCCACUGUGUUAUUACAAUCUAGCUUGAAGGUGACUUAUGAAGCUCCUCCUGGGAUUAAGAAGAACCUCGAACGAACAUACGAUUCUUGGAAUCAAGAUUAUAUUGGCGAAGGAAAUUCUAUUGUCAGAGCUCAAGCACUGUUUGCUCUUGCCUGGUUCCAUGCUAUAGUACAGGAGAGGAGGUGUUUCAUUCCUCAGGGCUGGUCCAAGUUCUAUGAGUUCUCCCUGGCUGAUCUACGCACUGCUGCUAGUGUCAUUGACAGACUGUGCAAAGGGAAAGGUCAGCCCCAAUGGGAGUUCAUGCAUGGUCUUAUGGAGAAUGCCAUCUAUGGUGGCCGUGUGGAUAACACCUUUGAUAUGAGAGUCUUGAUCACAUAUCUGGAGCAAUGUUUUGAUGAGUUUGUCAUCACAGGCCAGGCUGCCACUCCAGUGAGACCCGGAAAGAAGAAAAUCAAACUGCCAUUCGGAAACAUACCAGUGUCAGUGCGUGUACAAGACUACUCGGCUGUUAUCAAUUCACUGCCAGAGAGGGAUCUGCCAUCAUUCUUCGGUCUCCCUGCGAAUAUCGAUCGCUCCAGUCAGCGUAACAUUAGCAAUCAGGUGAUCUCUCAGUUAAGAGUGCUCAAGAGGAGUCCUUCAGCAGGAGACAAGUUUGACAGGGAAGCUUGGUGCACAGAGCUGAACCCAAUACUAGCAGUAUGGAAGAAACUCAAUCAGGGUUCUGAGCUGAUCACCAAGCAGGUGUCCCCUCCAUCAGACAAGAGUGACUCUCCAGUCAUGGCAUUCAUUGCUCUGGAGCGAUACAACGCCCUCCAACUAGUACAGACCAUUCACACGAGUCUGGCCGCCCUCAACAAGGUCCUAAGAGGCUCCUCCCUCCUCACACCAGCGGUGCAGAAGAUGGCUGGCUCACUUCUCAAAAGCGAGGUGCCCAGUUUGUGGUACAGUGUUUGGGAGGGUCCAGAGGAUCCUGUGGCAUAUCUCAGAGGUCUGGUUGCCAAGACACUGGCUCUGGGUAGCUGGGAGGAGAAGGGUGUGGCUGGAUCCUUGCUCAAGAGUGACUCUCUAGAUCUCUCUGAGCUCUUCCAUCCGGACACCUUCCUCAAUGCACUCAGACAGCAGACUGCACGCUCGAUGAAAUGCAGUAUGGAUAGUUUGAAGUUUGUGUGUGCUUGGAAGGGCAGUGCUAUACCUGGUGCCAAGAUAGCAGUCAAGAUUGGUGGUCUUCAACUCGAAGGGUGCAGCUUCGAUGGCUCCAGACUAAUUGAGAACCAACGAGAUUCUCCAUCAGUGUCUACUGUCCCCUCCUGCACAGUUGCCUGGGUAGCUAAGGAGACCCCACCCCCUUAUCUGGAAGGUCAAUGCAUCUCCAUGCCGGUGUACUAUAGUGCCAAUCGUGAGAAGCUGGUGACCUGUCUCUACGUGCCCCUGCCUGCUGGUGGGGGAGCGGGGAGUGGGGUCGAGUGGAUACGCUGUGGUGCUGCAAUGUUUCUCAAGAACUAAUGCACUAAUAUAAUUGCUUCAAUUCUUAUUAAGGGGGCAUUUAAAGCUGCAACCCAGUCACUUAUUGACAUGUAAUUGUUAGUAAUUAAUUUUUAUGACAAUAAUUUUGUUUCAUUAAGGAUCUUUA
Halichondria panicea is the source of this 13376-nucleotide messenger RNA. Its product is annotated as cytoplasmic dynein 2 heavy chain 1-like. Gene Ontology annotation, cellular component: axoneme; 9+2 motile cilium; cytoplasmic dynein complex. The record is from RefSeq and is a predicted model, not a curated record. NCBI's taxonomy places the organism in Eukaryota, Metazoa, Porifera, Demospongiae, Suberitida, Halichondriidae. Gene Ontology annotation, molecular function: dynein intermediate chain binding; ATP hydrolysis activity; ATP binding. The coding region runs from base 248 to 13249 and encodes 4333 amino acids. The transcript has 42 exons. Gene Ontology annotation, biological process: intraciliary retrograde transport; cilium movement involved in cell motility; cilium assembly.